Molecule: messenger RNA, 714 nt
Organism: Aureobasidium musti
Lineage: Eukaryota; Fungi; Ascomycota; Dothideomycetes; Dothideales; Saccotheciaceae
Source: the annotation of a GenBank genome assembly
AUGGUGACCACGAAUCAACUUCUCAACAAGAACAAAGAAAAAGACUGUAUCGCAGUGACGCCUGAUCGGAAGUACUACAAUACCAAAACUGCUUUUGUGAAGCGCAGUCUGCGGCCUGCAGAAUGGCAAGUCAGCGCCUUCCUAGGCAAAAUCAUCGUCCCUCGCCUUGGAGAAGAGCGUCUCCUCAAUGAAGCCGCUGCACUCGACUUUAUCACCGCCAACACUACUAUACCAGUACCAAAAGUGCUGACAUGCUUCGAAGACGAUGGCGCUGUUUAUCUUGUUACGGAACUCAUCGAUGCAAGAAGAAUGGACGAGUUAUCUGAUCCUGAUCGUGCUAUUAUUGCAGAAGAGCUCGAAACCUACGUAUCUCAACUGCAUAGUCUUCGCUCCUCGAAUCUGGGUGGUUGUACUGGUCUGGCCAUUCCUCCUUAUCGCGUCUGGGAGAAGACUCCUCGUGACGAGUGGAAGUUUCGACCUUCUGGUGCCGAGGAAUAUGUUUUCUGCCAUAUGGAUCUUUCGCGGCAGAAUGUGCUGGUCUGCCAUGACGAGCUAAAGAUCAAAGCGAUCAUCGAUUGGGAGUACUCCGGAUUCUGGCCAGAGAAGUUUGAAAAGAGGUUCUAUGAGCGACUGGGGCCUUCCGUUGCAUUGGAAGGAGAGGUUGAUGAUGUAGAUGAGAUACUCAGUCUGAUGAACGAGAAGUUAGUGCGUUGA